CCGGGGCAGUAGGCUGUGCUGAUUGCAGAAGAGCUGGAGCCUUCGGUCUCCAUCACCAGCCAUUCAGGCGCAGAAAGAGAGGGAGGAAGAGGAGGAGGAGGAGAAGGGGCGAGGGGCGGGGGAGGGAAUCUGAUCCCCCGGCUGGCAAUGGCCUGAGCCGAUCCCUUAAGAGAUCCAGCGCCCUUGCUCUGCCUGCCAAGCUGUGGACCGACCAGCCCUGCCUCCUCGCCACCCUGCUCCCAUUUCGCCUGCACAAUGCCAGCUGUACGGCGUAGCCCCUUCCUACACUAGGGGGGCUCCGCUGGGGAUGUGAGCCGGCGGGCAGGGAGAGCCAUUGUGGGGAAGAGGAGCCAGCCAGACGAGGCCCAGCGAGGCUAUGAGGUGUGGGCGACCGGAGAAGGCUCCUCGCUGAACCAUGAUGAAGACGGAGCCCCACACCGCCAGCCCUGGCAACAGCAGCAGCGGUAGCCUGAGAAGCGCCUCUCCCCACAGGAACGCCUACGAAGCGGGGAUCCAGGCCCUCCGAGCCACAAAGGAUGCCCUUGGGGCCGCCGAGAGCGAAGAAGCCAAGAAAGCCAGGAACAAGAAGUAUGGCUCCAACGUGCACCGGAUCAAGAACAUGUUCCUGCAGAUGGGGACCGCCCCGCCGGGCGAGGGCACCUGCGACCUGGCCAAGGUGAAGGAGAAGCCCGUCCGGCUUUCCUUGCCCAGGGCCAGCAGCCUGAACGAGAACGUGGACCACAGCGCGCUGCUGAAGCUGGGGACCAGCGUGUCGGAGAGGGUGAGCCGCUUCGACUCCAAGCCCGACAAGCCGGUCUCCAAGCUCCAGGAGACCCGGAAGAUCUUCGAGCGGAGCCUUCAGGAGAAGGAGACCACCAACAAGCUCCUGCUGAGGAAGGAGAGGGCCGGCUUCCAGGACAGGAAGCUGGACGUGGUGGUGAGGUUCAACGGCAGCACGGAGUCCCUGGACAAGCUGGACACGGAGGCUGUGUCGCCUACCGUCAGCCAGCUCAGCGCCGUCUUCGAGAAGGCCGACCUGAGGAACAACCUGCACAAAACCCCCAGCAAAGUCGGGCCCCUCAACUCCAAGAUUGUCAGCAAGAGGUCCCGGGUCUUCCUCCAGGGCCCAGAAGGGGGCAAGGCAGAAGCCAGGGGGGGCGACGGGCCGGCUCUCCAACUAAGAGCCAGGCAGCUUGAGGGCGACAAGGCCCAACCCAAACCGGUUGCGCCCAGGCCGGGCGAGAAGGACGCCAUGGGCCCACGGACCCAGAGCGUCCAGGAGGUGCGGAAGAUCAAGCCGGUGGAGGUGGAGGAGAGCGGGGAUUCGGAGCAGGAGUUCGAGGCCGCCGAGCAGGCGGAGGAGACGGCGGCCGAGCAGGACAAGAGCAAGACCUUCGCUUCUGGGCCCGAGAGGGCCGAGGUGAUCCAGGCCGAGGUGACAGUGCAUGCGGCCUUGGAGAAUGGCAGCCUGGCUGCGGAGAAACGCGGGCAGGCCCCAGAAGUGGGCGCCUACCCCGAGGAGGAGGGCAAGGCCGAGGGGCAGGAGGAGGCCGACCUGGGCGAUGAGUCCAAGAAGGAGGACUUCUCAGAGGCCGACCUGGUGGACAUCAGUGCGUACAGCGGGCUGGGGGAGGACUCAGGGGGGAGCGGGCUGGACGAGGACGAGGAGGCCGAUGGGCUGUACGAGCCCGAGUCGAGCUGCGUGGAGAUCCCCGGGCUGUCGGAGGAGGAGGAGCUGGCUCCCAACCGCAAGAUCCAGUUCAGCACGGCUCCCAUCCAGGUGUUCAGCACCUAUUCCAACGAGGACUACGACCGCCGGAACGAGGAUGUGGACCCCAUGGCUGCCUCGGCUGAGUACGAGCUGGAGAAGCGGGUGGAGAGGUUAGACCUUUUCCCGGUGGAGCUGGAGAAAGACUCUGAGGGGCUGGGCAUCAGUAUUAUCGGGAUGGGCGCCGGAGCGGACAUGGGCCUGGAGAAGCUCGGCAUCUUUGUCAAGACGGUGACCGAGGGGGGAGCGGCUCACCGGGACAGCAGGAUCCAGGUGAACGACCUCAUUGUGGAGGUGGACGGUACCAGCCUGGUGGGCGUCACCCAGAGCUUCGCGGCCUCGGUGCUGAGGAACACGAGGGGCAGAGUCCGGUUCCUGAUCGGGCGGGAGAAGCCGGGCGAGCAAAGCGAGGUAGCCCAGCUGAUCCAGCAGACGCUGGAGCAGGAGCGGUGGCAGCGGGAGAUGAUGGAGCAGAGAUACACCCAGUACACGGAAGAGGAUGAAGAAACGGGCGAAUAUGCUACGGACGAGGACGAGGAGAUGAGUCCCAUGUUCCCCAGCAGCGAGAUGGCCAUCGAGGUCUUCGAACUGGCUGAGAACGAGGACAUGCUGUCCCCCGUCGAGAUGGACCCCGAGAAGCUGGUGCACAAGUUUAAGGAGCUCCAGAUCAAACAUGCCGUCACCGAGGCCGAGAUCCAGCAGCUGAAGAGGAAGCUGCAGUCCAUUGAGCAGGAGAAGGCUCGCUGGCGAGCCGAGAAGGCCCAGCUGGAGCAGAGCGUGGAGGAAAACAAGGAGAGGAUGGAGAAGCUGGAGGGUUAUUGGAUGGAGGCCCAGAACCUGUGCCAGGCAGUGGAUGAGCACCUGAAAGAGACUCAAGCCCAGUACCAGACCCUGGAGCGGAAAUACAGCAAGGCCAAGCGGCUCAUCAAGGAGUAUCAGCAGAAGGAGAUCGAGUUCCUCAAGAAGGAGACGACCCAGAGGCGCGUCCUGGAGGAGUCUGAGCUGGCCCACAAGGAGGAAAUGGACAAGCUCCAGGAGAAGAUCUCUGAACUGGAGGGGAAGCUGCAGACCUUGAAAAUUUCAAACCCGACUUGGGGGGGGCAAAAGGAAGAGGGGAGGAGAGCGGGGAACCACAAGAGACGCCUCUGGAUCCCAGCAUGGACGCAAUCGGACGCUGCUAAGGAUGCCAGGGACCCCUCGACCUGCCCUGCCAUGUCAUCCUCCAAACACCGAGACGCCGACGAGGUUUUUGAUUUUAAUGAUGUGAUUCCAGAGACCCAGAGGCUGGACAGCAGUUUGCAGAAGGCCCGAGCCCAGCUGUCGGCCAAGGGCAGGCGGCACCGCCCGUCCCGGUCCCGCUUGAGAGAUAGCGUCAGCUCGGCGGAAGGGGAAGAGAGCCUGGAGAGGAAGGUGGCCGAUAAAUAUGGCAGCCCACGGCACCGUAUGAGAUCCCCGCUGCACGCCACCCUGCAGGUCUCCUCUCCCCUCUCCGGCUCCUCUCCCUUCCUCCGCGCCACCGAAUUCUCCUUCGACGCCGCCGUGGUCAGGAGGACGCUGGAGGAGGACGAGCAGCCUUCGUCCCCGCUGAUCCGCUACCAGCCCCUGACCAACGCUUCCUCCCAAGAGGCCUUGGGAUGCACCCCCACCAGCUCGCCCCCCAAAUCCUGCCACAGCUCGGACAGCUCACCCAUCUACACCCGGAGGGACCGCCGGGCAGAGCGGCACAGCGAAGAUGACACAAGCCCAUCAGAGCCCGCCAGCCCCACCAUCGGGCUUGACAAGAAGACCCGGAGGAAGUUCCUGGAUUUGGGGGUGACCCUGAGACGAGCCUCUUCCAGCAAAAGCAGGAAAGAGAAGGGGAGCAACCGAUUGUCCAUGGGCAGCAGGGAGCUGGUGGAGGGCUCCAGCCGCUCGUCCGUGUCCCCGUUCAUGCCCUUCUCAUGGUUCACGGACAGUGGGAAGGGCUCGGCCUCGUCCGGCAGCACCGUCUCCCCGACCCGCUCACCCAAGAGGGAGGGCUUAAGCCCCAAGAAAUCUGCCUCCCAGGACUCCACCCUGAGCGACGACUCCACCCCACCCAGCAGCAGCCCCAAGACGCUGAGCAGCGGCACCAGCGAGACGAAAUGCUCCUACCCCUACCACACCCUGUCCCAGUCCUCCGACGAGUUCCUGGACGAGCCCCUCAGCGCUGCCACCAGCUGGAGCAGCCAACAAGUGGGCCAGUGGCUGGAGAGCCUGAACCUGGAGCAGUACGUGGAUGAGUUCGUGGCCCGCGAGGUGGACGGCCAGCAGCUGCUGCACCUGGAUGGAGCCAAGCUGAAGGCCCUCGGCGUCAGCAGCUCCACCGACCGGGCCCUGCUGAAGCGGAAGCUGAAGGACCUGAGCGUGGCGGUGGAGAAGGAGCGGAAAGCCCAGGAGAAGGUGGAGAAGCAGAGGGGAAAGCAGAAGAAGAAAGAGCAGGAGCAGCAGCGGAGGAGUUAGGGAGGGCGCGUUGGCACACAGCUCCCGGCGCGGGGAGGGACAGAAGGAGACCUCCCCUGCCCAGGAGAGGGGGAAUCAGGGGCACACCGACCGGAAGAGACACCGGACUCCACAGGGGAUCAGCCCAGGUGUCAGUCUUUGGCUUGAGGUGGCGCUGCCACGGAGCCCGGACUUUCCAGCUGCCUCCUGGAUCCCUGCUGGCCCCAGUAGACAAGCAAACCCCUCCCCAACUCUGCCCAUCCACUCCACCAUGCAUGGGGCUCCUGGCGCUGCUGGACCCGGCCCUACAGCUGGCUAGUGGUUGGCACUCGCCCAUGGGCUGCAGCUGGCACGGCUUCCUCUCCCGGUUUCCCUGCUGACCUCCGUCUGCUCCCGAUCGGUUCCAGUCACCAAGGCCUUCCUGCUCCAUGCUGAUUGGCUGUCCUACCUCACCAGCCCCAUUUCCCUUAGCCCAUGGACACCACUGCUGCUCCCCACUCCUCCCGAAAAUGAUGGCUCGGCCCCAACAGGCCCGCAGGACGAAGAUAGUGCAUGGUGUUAUCCCUCCCCCACCCACGAGCGAUCCCGGGUUGCGUUCAGGCUCCCCAGGCCCCCUCCAGGGGCCAGGAUCGACACAGCCCGGACUAGCACAGCCUGGCCAAUUUAUUCCGAGAGCACAGACACUGACCCAGGGAGCAACCACAAAGGAAA
Gopherus flavomarginatus (Mexican gopher tortoise) is the source of this 4939-nucleotide messenger RNA. It is a transcript of the gene PPP1R9B, whose product is annotated as protein phosphatase 1 regulatory subunit 9B. Gene Ontology annotation, molecular function: actin filament binding. Bases 416 to 4249 code for a protein of 1277 amino acids. Gene Ontology annotation, biological process: neuron projection development; actin filament organization; calcium-mediated signaling. Lineage: Eukaryota; Metazoa; Chordata; Testudines; Testudinidae. Gene Ontology annotation, cellular component: cytoplasm; actin cytoskeleton; postsynaptic density. The record is from RefSeq and is a predicted model, not a curated record. The transcript is spliced from 20 exons.